Messenger RNA from Sciurus carolinensis (gray squirrel), 1179 nucleotides. Its product is annotated as olfactory receptor 4Q3-like. Gene Ontology annotation, molecular function: G protein-coupled receptor activity; olfactory receptor activity. Gene Ontology annotation, biological process: G protein-coupled receptor signaling pathway. The transcript has 3 exons. Gene Ontology annotation, cellular component: membrane. Bases 1 to 1179 code for a protein of 392 amino acids. NCBI's taxonomy places the organism in Eukaryota, Metazoa, Chordata, Mammalia, Rodentia, Sciuridae. The record is from RefSeq and is a predicted model, not a curated record.
AUGGGGCUGAAAGGCUGUAGCAAAUGUGAACGAGAGGCCGAGAAGCCCGGUCGGCUGGGCAGGUGGCUCUCCCCAUUCCCACGUCCUGACUUGCUCCUUGAGCAGCGGAUGGCAAGGAGGCGGGAAGGGAGUGAGUCGCCCAGCGCCCCGACCCGCGGUCGCGCCUACAGAUUUCUUCAACGUGCUAAGGAAGAACGAUUUCCCAUUAUGUCUUUUGGUACUCUUGGCUUGAUGAAAAAAGGAAAUGACUCUAAAGUGACAGAAUUUGUACUUCUGGGUCUAUCAUCCUCCUGGAAGCUACAGCUAUUUAUCUUCUUAAUAUUUUUGUUGCUCUAUGUUGCAAUUGUCCUGGGAAACCUGUUGAUAUUGGUAACAGUGCGAGCUGAUGCUCACUUGCUCCAAUCUCCUAUGUACUACUUCUUGGGUCAUCUCUCAUUCAUUGACCUGUGCCUGAGCUGCGUUACUGUGCCCAAGAUGUUAGGGGAUUUCCUACAGCAGAACAAGACUGUCAGUUUUUUAGGAUGCAUGGCCCAGAUCUACUUCCUGCACUUUUUGGGAGCCAGUGAGAUGUUUCUGCUGACAGUUAUGGCCUAUGAUAGGUAUGUUGCCAUAUGCAAUCCUUUGCACUACCUGACCAUCAUGAACCGCCAGCUGUGUCUUCAGUUGGUUUUUGCUUGCUGGUGUGGGGGUUUCAUCCACUCUAUCACACAGGUCAUUCUGGUCAUCCAGUUGCCUUUCUGUGGCCCUAAUGAACUGGACAACUUCUACUGUGAUGUUCCCCAGGUCAUCAAGCUGGCCUGCAUGGACACCUAUAUGGUAGAGGUGCUGAUGAUCUCCAACAGUGGACUGCUGUCUCUCGUCUGCUUUUUGGUCUUGAUCUUUUCUUAUGCUGUCAUCCUGAUCACCCUGAGGACUCGCUUCUGCCAAGGCAGGAGCAAGGCACUGUCUACCUGUGCCUCCCACCUAACAGUGGUCAGCCUGAUCUUUGUGCCUUGUGUAUUCAUCUACUUGAGGCCUUUCUACAGCUUCUCUGUGGAUAAAGCUGUGUCUGUGUUUUAUACCACCAUCACCCCGAUGCUAAACCCACUCAUCUAUACUCUGAGGAAUGGAGAUGUGAAGAAUGCCAUGAAGCGUCUGUGGAGCCACAAGUUUUCUUUAAAGGAGAAGCAGAAGAGAUAG